GACCGCACCUGCCGACCCCCCAGGCCCCGUCCUGCUAGGCACAGCCAGCCAAGUUAAAGCUGUACAUCUGGGGAUUUCGGGCAAAGCCGAGCGGCCUUUUACGGCCCUCUUGCUUUUCGGAUGCGUCUUCAUGAACUAGUAGUAGUGAAAGUAAUGUCACGCAAGCUACCGAACAACACAAACUUGCAAAUGACAUGUGCAAUUGAUCCUCCCGUACGUGCUACGUGAUGUUCGCGCAUGGUUGCGCUUUCGUGCGAUUCCCUAUCACACCACGUCGCAUUCACGCCGGAGGCAUGCCAGCUUCAAGGUUGCUGGAGCUCGAACUGGCUCAACCAAAUCAAAGAUGAUUCGAGUGCCAGACGGCAUUGUCGGGGCAUGGCGGACAUCCACCGCUGGGCUACGGGGGACCUAGCACCACUGUCGCAUGACAACAAGUGGUGAUCCAGGAUCCCCUGUCAAGAGACUACACGCCAUAAGGCUGAAUGAAGAGGCCAGUGAACAGACGCCCCCACCCUCGCCCCAGCCCCCUCCUCUCACUGGCGGGGCCUCAUGGCACCAAGCAUUCAAUGUCCGCAAGACGGACCCAGUGAACUUGAAUUUCCGACGGACGCCUGUAGGUCAGUCAGGCACCGCCGCAAGACCUAGUGAAAUCGUUUUGAACCCUUGCAGAUUCAAGCGAAGAGGAGAAGGAGGAGAAGAGCAAAGGAAGGGAAGGGAGGAGGAGGAGGAGGAGUGUUCAAAUGAGUGCGGUCAGGCCGCUGCCGUGCACGUUAUGCCGACGCGCACGCGAGUGCAACUUCCAACGGCUUCUUACGCGAGUCGCCGAAACAAAAAAAACGUCCAGUGCGAAGGUGGCGGGGUGAAACAGCACAUACAAGAGAAAAGCAGAGAAACAAAUGCACAUACAAGAUGAAGAAUGGAAGCGAACCGAUGUUCGCAUUCGAGAGAGAGAGAGAGAGUCUCGGAUUCUGGCAUGGCUACUGCUGGCGUUUUAGCGCAUGCCAGCGGACUGGCCAGACUUACGCCGCCACGGGCGCCGACAAGGCGAAAAAUGGAACCCCAUGUCAGCGCCAACCCCCCAUACCUGCUCCUGCACUUCCCUGAUCGAGGCAGCUCGCCUGGAUGAGAUGGACUAGAACCGCAGGGGGGGAGAAAGAGAGAGAGAGAGAGAGAGACAGGCAGAGAGUGAAAGAAGGAAAGACAAAGACAGAGAGAGAGACAGAAACAGAAAGAGAGAGAGCGUACACAAAAAACAUUAAAUACUAAAUCCAGCAAAUUAAAACAUUAAAAACAUUAAAAACGGCAGGUCUGCAUGUCGCAGGAGGAACAGCACAUGCAUACACGUCACCAGGCGAACAGAACAAACCGCUCGCGUGGGUCGAGGCUGGUCGAGACGUCUCGCACUGUCAGCUCGAACUCUUGACUGAGGCAUGCGGUUGAAAAAAACGAUGCGCCAAGGAGCAAAAACUGAGGCUUACCAGCGAAGGGGGACCGGCUCACGGGGAAAAAAUCCAGCUGGAAUGGGCAGUACAUCGCCGAUGGAUCGGCGAUCGAACCCCGACAGAAAAAUCCACGCGCUCCUGGGCGGGGUGCGAGCUGUCGGGCCUGCAUCGGUGAUGAGUGGAC
This is a messenger RNA of Prorocentrum cordatum, 1626 nucleotides long. The record is from the annotation of a GenBank genome assembly. Lineage: Eukaryota; Dinophyceae; Prorocentrales; Prorocentraceae.